AUGGCGGACGAUCUUCUCCUACAAGAGGGAGAAGGCGCUAACCGUAGCCACCACUCUGAUUCUCCUUCUCCCAACGAAGACAAAGUGAUCGACGGUGUAGAUUUCAUCAGCUCUUUACCGGAUCCGAUCCUCCAUGUUAUCUUGUCCUCUAUCCCGACAAAGUUCGCCAUCAGAACAUCUGCAUUGUCCACGCGUUGGAGGCAUGUAUGGUGCGGCACACCUACUCUCUCCAUUGAUUUCCUUAAGAGAAAGCGUGACGCAAUCAUGGAAACCUUAACUCGCCACUACUCUGCUCCCAGAAUCAUUAGCUCCAAUCUCUGUAUCAGCGACGAUGUCAACAGUGGUCAAGGUGUGUGCCUAUGCUCCUUUGUUCUACCAGCUACAACCAAAUCCCAGGUUGAUAGCUUCAUCGAGUUAGGCAUGGCGGAGAUGAUGUUUCUGGCGUUCCGUGAUCCUUGCUUUAAGAAUUACGAGUUUCCUGAUCUCUUCUACACCAACUCCUCUUUGAAGCUACUCUCCGUCAACACGGGAAACAUCGUAACCGUUCCCACCGUCGUCUCUUGGACGUCUCUAAGGAUCCUGUAUCUGAAUUUCUGCAAACUUUCCGAUGCAUCGUUUGCUAAGAUCCUCUCUGGUUCUCCACUGCUUGAAAGCUUGGCAUUAUUUUACUGUCUGGAUCUUGAGCAUCUUGAUCUGAGCGGCUCUCUGAAGUUGAGGAGAUUGGCUAUAGACACCUUGGGACCAAUGCAGAUUGUGGCACCACAUGUCCAUUGUUUGACACUGAAUCACACUCAUCAUAAAUGUGAUUUAGUAACUGUCUCUUCUUUAACCGAAGCUAGCGUGGACAUUACCUGUACGGAGCUUGAGGUCUUUUGCACUAGUGAUAGUGGAACUGAUUUGGUUCUACUGAUGAUAGUGGAUAUGCUAGAAAAGUUGAAGAACGCGAAGAAGCUUACUUUUGGGGCUAUCUUUCUUCAGAUCUUAUCUCUUGCCGAGGCCUGUGAUGUUCCUUUCCCGACACUCAAAGUGGAAGUUCUGACUCUUAAAACGGUGAUUGCUGCGUCUGUUAUUCCUGGUAUAGCAAAACUGCUACAAAACUCGCCAAGUUUGAAGAAGGUUAAACUUGACAUGGUUCAACGCUUCAUCUUCAUCAUUCCGGUAUAUAAUUAA
This is a messenger RNA of Microthlaspi erraticum, 1170 nucleotides long. Lineage: Eukaryota; Viridiplantae; Streptophyta; Magnoliopsida; Brassicales; Brassicaceae. The record is from the annotation of a GenBank genome assembly.